Messenger RNA from Chenopodium quinoa (quinoa), 2430 nucleotides. RefSeq lists its product as uncharacterized. The coding region runs from base 390 to 1412 and encodes 340 amino acids. NCBI's taxonomy places the organism in Eukaryota, Viridiplantae, Streptophyta, Magnoliopsida, Caryophyllales, Amaranthaceae. The transcript is spliced from 4 exons. The record is from RefSeq and is a predicted model, not a curated record.
AAUAAUGUAAUAGUAAGAGUCAAAAACCUCGAAAAGAACCCAGAACGUUAGACAAAAGAGUCCAACAACCACCAACCACGUGUCAAAAAGUUGUAAUAGAUCCCCAAAUUUAACUCCUCCCCAAAUUCAAAUUUAACACUCCAUAUAACUCCUCCCCAAAUUUAACACUCGCGCCGUUUACGUUCACUUCUUUCUUUCUCUCUCUUACAUUUCUUUCUCUCUCUUCAACGCCUCUUUCCCACCUUUGAUCCCUCCACGUGUCCUCUCCUCCUUCUCCCGCCUUCCCUGAUCUAUCCGUUAACCCUAACCCCCCUUUAGCUUCUCCCCCCUUUCUCUCUCCUCCCAAAAAAAUUCCAAAAAUAAAAAAUUAAAAUAAUAAUAAUUAAAUAAUGGGGAAGCUAAUCUGCGACACCGCCACCGUAACGGAUACAUUACCACCGCAAACUCCACCGUUGAUCACUUGGAGGGACCCACCAGCUACAACCACAGCCGUUGAUUUUCCAUCGACGUCAUGGGAUGACGUCACAGGGUUAGAAGAUCAACAAAGGAAGAGUCUUUCUCGGUUGCAGGCAAAGGGUGUUUUGUGGAAGCAUCCAGAAGAUAAAAGCCUACCUCCGGUGGUUUUCCGGCUGAGUCACGGCGGCGAUGUUGACGCCGACGGAAACUGUCUAUUCUCGGCGGCGGAGAAGGCGGCGAUGUGGGGUCUUCGAGAAGGGGAGUGUGGUGGGGCCAAAGAGUUGAGGAGGAGAACGGUGAAGAGAUUUGAACAAGAUUUUGAAUCGGCGGAAAAAGAGGAGAGAGAAAGAGUGGAGAUUGUGAUUAAGAAUUUGUAUUCACCUGAUCUUAAAUUUGGGUGGGGGAUUCAUAUUGUUCAAGAAAUUAAAUUGUUGGCUAACAAAUCUGAUCGUCAGAUCUUGGAUGAUGCUAUUCUUGAGCUUCUCAAUAUUGGCAUGCUUAGAGAAACGGCGGCAGAAUCUAUUUACAAAGAGAGGUGUAUUGCAGUGGACGACGGUCCGAGUUGGUCCAAAUACAUGUCUAUCUCUGGUUCUCCUGAUGAUGAGUAUGAUAUCAUCACAUUGCAAUAUACUGAGGAGGGUUUAUUGACUGUAGAUGAAAAUAGAGAAGGUCGUGCCGCCGCCUUUGGGGAUGAUAUUGCCAUUGAGUGCCUUUCAACAGAGUUCAAGAGAGAAAUUUUUGUGGUGCAAGCUCAUGGAUCAGAUGCUAUGGUUGAUGAAGACAACUGUGUUUUCUUCCUUCCACACCGCCCAAGGGGUGGUGAAAUUACUGGACCUCCGCUCUUCCUCUUCAUGAAAGGGACAGGUUGGUGUGGUGCUGGAGCUGAUCACUAUGAGCCCUUGAUCGCCCAUCCUUCUUCCUCCGUCUCGCAGGAGAAGGUUGGUUUUGUACUGUGAGAAGUAAUAUUUAUGUUAGCUAAGCAGUUUUGUGGUAGAGGUUGGACUAGGAGAAGCAGCACCAGCUCUCAAUAUUCCUCCCAGAACGAUAGCAGUAGACUUAGUGGGUGCCCAUUCUUUUGGUAGGCUGUAGAGUGAGAAAUUUUUGUUAUCCGGGGGUAGUUUCUAUCCGAUUCUUUUGCAUUCAAGACAUGAGAUUCAGUCAGUUCUGAGUUCUGAGGCUGAUUUUUGCACCGUGUUGGGCUCUAUGCUCUUGAGUAAACCCCAUCCCCAUGAAAAAUGUAAUUGUUCUAGGGAGGGGUGUUCGUUUUACUUUAUUGAGUUUGUUGUGAUUCAAUUUUUUUGUAUGUUUUGUUCCUUCCCAUUUCCGAGGCAAAACUCUUGUAAUUUUGUGACUCGAAUGAUCUACACAAUCCUUGUGUAAAGGAGCUGAACUCCAUUUCUUUUAUGGCACAGAAUUUUGUUUAAGUAAGAGAUGGAAAUCUCCAAUAAAUUUGGCUUACUGAAGUUUAUCGUUUAAGGAGAAACUUAUCAGUCAAUACAAAAUGAUGUCGAAGUUUUCAUGAUCACCUUUCCUCGUUCUUACGACGAAGUAUACUCCGUAUUGUCUUGGAAGAAAACUUAUCAGUUGAUACAGAAGCGUUGGCGAUGAAAUUUUCGUCAUGGUCACCCAUCUUGGUUAUGAUGAAAAGGUUGAAUUUGACAAACAAGAAGUCGUCAAGCUUGACCACCAAAAAGCGCAUUUCAAAAGUGUUCAGGUUUUAUGGCAGCCUCUUUUGGUGAUGUUGAUAUGUAAAGGAGCCUGGCUUCAUCAAAUAUUAGUGUGUGUUUUUUUAAGUCAACGAUGUAAGCAGUCCUUGUGUAAGAAACAUUUGUAAUUGUUCAGGUCAAUUCUAUUGAGACUUUUUGGUUAAUCAUUUGGUCAAUUUAAGGCCAUAGUCCUUAAUUUUAACUGUACAGGCAUUACAGUACAGUCAAUUUAAUUGAUGAGUUCUACAAACAAGGAAACUUUGGUUUU